UGUGACCAGUCACGUCCGCGUGAGAUAUUCCCUUUAAUUUCUAAAUGGUCACACUAGACGCCAAAAAUAUUAAAAGCUCACACACCGCAAAGCAGCGGAAAAGUACUUAGUAUUACAACCAGGAAGCACUGAUAACACCGGGACCUUGGCACCUGUUACAUAAGUAGAAGCGACGCCAUGGCUAACAAAGUAUUGCGAAAAGUGACGCACUGCAUCUUCGAUAUGGAUGGCCUGCUGCUGGACACGGAGCGGAUAUACGAGGAGGUUUAUAGGCAAAUAGCCGCAUCCUUUGGCCGUCCGUUCCCAGAGGUUGUGCGGUUUCAAGUCAUGGGCACCACGGAGCAGCGCUCUGCGGAGAUAACCAUAUCCGAGUGCCAGCUGCCCAUCACACAAUCGGACUUCCUCAAGCGAUACACAAAGAUGUGCCACGACCGGCUCAACCAUGUUCCUCUCCUGGAAGGAGCUGAACGCCUGCUCCGCCACUUGCAUGCAAACAAGGUGCCUUUCGCUCUGGCCACCAGCUCCGGUGCCGACAUGGUGGAACUAAAAACCACUGAUCACAAGGAACUGUUCAGUCUGUUCAACCAUAAAGUUUGUGGCUCUACCGACAAGGAAGUAGCCAACGGAAAGCCGGCCCCUGAUAUCUUUCUCGUGGCCGCUGGUAGGUUCCAAAUUCCAGCAGAUGCCAGCAAUUGUCUGGUUUUCGAGGAUUCGCCAAACGGCGUGACGGCAGCCAACAGCGCGGGAAUGCAGGUGGUUAUGGUGCCGGACGAGCGACUGUCCCCGGAAAAGAGCUCCCACGCCACCCAGGUGCUGCGCUCUCUCGAGGACUUCAAGCCGGAGCAGUUUGGACUACCCCCUUUCCAAAACUGAGCUUAGUACCUUAAAACUAUUGGAGUGUUUUUAAAAGCAAACUAUUGGAGCCAGGCGACGCUAAUAUUGAAAAUUCAUGUACCUAUUGAGAGAUAGUAGGAGUAAAGUUACCGGAUGUUUGUGCGGAUGGUA
Molecule: messenger RNA, 1005 nt
Organism: Drosophila ananassae
Lineage: Eukaryota; Metazoa; Arthropoda; Insecta; Diptera; Drosophilidae
Product: probable pseudouridine-5'-phosphatase
Exons: 4
Coding region: 178-873 (231 amino acids)
Molecular function (GO): phosphatase activity
Source: RefSeq, a predicted model, not a curated record